AUGGUUUUGCAUAACGAUAAGUGGAAGUGGAAGAAUAAACGCAAACAUUUGAAAAAGGUGGGUGAGGCGCAACAGGAUGGUAGCUCAAGUGAAGAUACAAGCGGUGACGAGCUGAUCACUAACGAAUGGCGGUUUGAGGAGCUGAGGCCUAUUCAACAUCCUAAAGAUGAGGAACAGAUAGCAUUAGAGCGAGAGCAGAGACAGAUCGAGUUGGAGCAGGACGAGGCCAACACGCGACUUGUUUUGAGUAAACUCAAGCUAUCAGCGCCUGAAAUCAGCAAAUCAAGCCAACACAAGGACGCCAAGAAGAUGUCCAAGCAGGAGCUGCUAGACUGGAGUGUGGGGCAACAGAGCGAACCUGAACCUGAUCUAGCAGCUCAAAGCAUUCGCACACUUAGCGAAGACGAAAAAGCUCGGUUCUACGAGCUGCAGAAGCGCAUCGAGCGGCAGAAAUUGGUGACGUCGAUGAAAAAGAAGUUUGCCACCACAGGAGGAAGAAAGGUGCUGGAGGUCGCGAAAGUAGACGACGACAACUACAAGGCUGUGAAUGCGCAAAAGCUCGAAGAGUCGGCGAAGAAGCCCAAGGAGGGCGAGUUCGAAGAGAGUUUGGCCGACCUGUUGGGUGAUAAAACAAUUUUGACCCAAGAGUCUGCUGCGAAUCCAGAUACCAGGGCACACAAAAUUACGCGUAAGCCAGGCCCGUCGCUCAAGCUCAACUCCUCACAAACCGAUGACGAGUUUUUGGACCAUCUGCUUGGAUGA
Messenger RNA from Ogataea polymorpha, 762 nucleotides. RefSeq lists its product as uncharacterized. The transcript has a single exon. Bases 1 to 762 code for a protein of 253 amino acids. The record is from RefSeq and is a predicted model, not a curated record. Lineage: Eukaryota; Fungi; Ascomycota; Pichiomycetes; Pichiales; Pichiaceae.